AUGAGCAGCGAACACCUCCCAGAUGUUGGGAGAAGCUCCUGCAGGAGAGGCUGUGAUCCCAGCGGACCCGUUCAGAUCCAGGUGGUUCCUCAGCUCUGCCUUCGUCUUCGUCCAUCAAGUGGUUUUACUGUAGAACCUGAACCAUUAAAGACCUCCAGAGCCCGCCCCGUCCCGGUCCGGUCUGCAGAACAUCCAGCUGCAUCCGUCAGAGGAGAUGAGUACUACUGGAAACUUGUUGCAGAUUUUAUCGGCCCUCAGACGGGAGAGGGACUGGAUCUGGAUCAGGCAAACUGCAGGAACAGACUUAUGAUCCAAGUUGGGCUUCUGAGAGAAGACAAUAACUUCCCCUGGGUCGCCAUCAUUGCGUGGCUGAAGAGAAUUUUCCCCAGCCACCAGUCGGCUGACUUCCGCCGCUUGAUCGAACGGGGCAUUGCAGCGACGCUGAGUCUGGGUGUCGAUGCGAGGCUGGCCUUUCUGGAGUCGCGGGUCAACUUCAGCUUCGUCGGCCCGAUCUGCGACAGCAUCGGAGUUGAGCGGCAACAUCUUCUGGAGCUGAGGGAUUUUUCUGAACGGGCGCAGCUUGUCGAAGUCACCAAUGGACUAAUUCUGGAGCUGAGCAAUUUUGCCUCCAGGGAGAACAUCUCCCCCGUCGUCAUCGUCACCUGGCUGAGGAACUUUAACCCAGAGUUCUGUAAGAACGGGGACAUUCAGAAGGCGUACAAGAACCUCAAGGCCAAGAUAAAGAAGCUAAAAAUUCACUGCAGCAAUUACGAAACAAGAAGCCACAGAAGGAUCGCGGCGAUUGAAAAUCUACUCCGGAGUCCGUUCGAAUUGGUUCGAAAGAAAGAGCCGAAGCUGCUGAUGAAGAAGCGCGUAAAAAGAGACGAUUAUGAGAGGGCGACGAUCAAAGAGGAAAGCGAGGGUUGUGAGAUCUCUCAGGCGGAGGGGUCGGAGGUGGACCGGGAGCUUUUAGGAAGUGUGCUGCAGAGGAAGCGCGUUGACUGUAACGACGAGAGCGAGAACGCAUUAAGCUGCAGAGAAGACAGUUUGGCCAACAAUGGAGAACCUCUGGCGCUGCUGGACAUCGCAAUGCUGUCCGUCCAAAAGCUCUCAAGCGUUUACGGAGGGAAAUCCGAAGCAUGCAAGCAGGUCUCCUUAGAUCUGCUUAAAAACCACUACACUCUGACGUACAAGGAGCACCCGGCCAUGAAGGAGUUUGAGAAGAAGAUCAACAUGGUGCAGGAGCAGGCCCACAUCGUGUCUCCUGUCGUGUUUUUAAACUACAACGCUAAUUUCCUUGUGGACCUUCAUGACGCAGUCGAGCAGCAGAUCAUGAGCUUUGAGAAGGACAUCAUUCUGUCCACCGGAGAGAAGCUGGGCCGAGACAAUCUUCCAAAUUUCAAGAACUUUGUUAGUUUGCCAGAGAGCGCCACGUGCCGUUACAUCCACAUGGCAUGCGACAUCCUGAGCCCCCGCAGCCCCGAUAAACCGAACUACCGGAAACACUGGAUGGCGUUCUGCGAGGAGAAGGGGAACCCGUCCAAACUGACGGUGAACCAGUCCAACAGGUUCAACAACUACUUUGAAGCCGCAGCAGGUCUCAUUCACCACCACAAAGAGAUUGGGCUCUUUUUCUCGGACCUCCUGGCGAUGACCAACGAUGUGUGUCCAAACGUGAUCCUGGAGAGCGUCACAGCUGACGCAACCGACUGCAUGGUUCAGAGCUUCGUGUGCGUCGUGGCCAUCAUUUACUGCAAAGUCAUCGGCCCGUACUGGCAGCUUCUCAAGAGCGGAGGGGAGUACUCGCUUUUCAACCAGUACCUGCUCUGCCUCUACCAGAAGUUCCUCGAUUGGUCCAAAGAUCCCUCAACUCUGCUGGAACCCGAGGAGUCUAUGAAUGUUUUCAUGCAGUUCCCUCUGCAGGAGAAAACUUUUGAUGGAGUUUUUCAUUUCUGUGGCCAGUGGCACACGAACCGGGACCUGAUCCGGGCAUGUCUGAAAAGGUCCAUAAAGGUGAUCGCUGCCGUCACUGAGGACCACCUGAAGGACUUUCUGCCUGGAGGAGUCUUUUCCAAAAUCCCCCCCACAGAUGUGUGCCUGCAGCUGGCGAGCUGCACGUUCUCCGUCCUGAUGGCAGAGUACCCCUUCGGCCACUCGUACUCCUACAAUAAGAAAACACCCGACAAGUUUUCCAACAAGAACCUAUCUGAAGACGAAGAUGAAGACUCGGCUGGUCUUUCUGACGAUGGUAUUUAUGAAUUAUCUGCUAGAAGAAAAUCCCAAAACGAGGAAUCCAGCCCUCAGUCGAGGAAAGGUCAUAAACGAGUCCACGAGGAAGAACCAGAGGGCAGCAUGGAUUUGGACUACAUCGUAUCUACGGUGACUCAAAACGGGGGCCCGUGUAAGACCCAGCAGGACUUGGACAAGAUGCUGCUGAAUUUCGACGGGAAACCCCGAAGAGUGAAACAGGAGGCGCUUCGCUGUGAGAUGCUCUACCAGAAAAUGGUUCUGAACAACAACAACCCGCACCUGGAUUACGCUUACCUGAACAGCACGCAGAUGGUGCUGAAGCUGAAGCUGGCGCUCCCGCGUGUCAAACCCAGCUACUCUCUUGUGUUGGCACCUAGGAAGACCAGAUCAAGACCACUGGUCCGGGCUGCAUCGGAACCGCUCGCAGCUCAGAGCGAAGCCGGCGUCCCGUUGGAAACUGGAGCAGAAAAUCCAAAGACUUCCACGGGCGACUCGGUGGUCCAGCCUGUGCAGAACCACACCUGA
Messenger RNA from Nematolebias whitei (Rio pearlfish), 2775 nucleotides. RefSeq lists its product as uncharacterized. NCBI's taxonomy places the organism in Eukaryota, Metazoa, Chordata, Actinopteri, Cyprinodontiformes, Rivulidae. Gene Ontology annotation, molecular function: 3'-5'-RNA exonuclease activity. The record is from RefSeq and is a predicted model, not a curated record. The coding region runs from base 1 to 2775 and encodes 924 amino acids. The transcript is spliced from 3 exons.